AUGUAUGAACCUAAAACAUUUAGCGAUGAUAUUUCAAAAGUUUCUUGGAAUAAUUUGGAAAAUGUUACUGACAUAAACGCUCGUUUGGAAGAAUUUAACAAUGCUUUCUUUGCAGUAUUGGAACUGCAUGCACCAGUUAAAUUAAUGUCAUUUAAACAUCGUACAAGUUCCUUCAUAACUCCUGAAAUAAAAGAUCAAAUGAAAGUGAGAGACUCUCUUUUACGGAGAGCAAGGAAAACGCGGUGUCAAAUUGACUGGGCCCUUUACAAAGAGCGGACACAGACUGAAAUUAAAAGAAUGAUUACCGAAGCGGAAAAAUUGUUUGUCGAUAAUGAAAUUAUGCAAAAUAAGAACAAUAGUCAUGCCAUUUGGAAAACUAUUCGGAGGUACACAUCAAAUAAACCAAAAGAAUUGGUAAAAUCGGAAAAUCCCAAAAAAGUUGCAAAUUAGUUCAAUUCAUAUUUUGCUUCCGUGGGCACUUCAACCGCUGAAUCUGUUAAGAAAUUGGCACAAGAGCAUCAUAUACCUGUCAUAGAGCAUCAAGCUUUAAAACACUACCCGGAAUCAGAGCAGUUUUCCCUCAGCCAAAUAACUAGAGAGGAACUUGUAGCUGUGGUAAUGAAUAUAUGCUUUCAAAUAAAUCUCCUGCAUAGUAUGGAUAAAGUGACUACAAAGGUUAUAAAAGAUUGCCUACUUACUGUUUCCAAGCCUUUAACAGAAAUAAUUAAUUUAUCGUUCACCUCCAAUAUAUUUCCCACGGCUUGGAAGAUCGCUGAAGUAGUGCCUCGUGUAAAGGACGGAGAUAGUGAAGUUGCAAGUAACAAGCGACCAAUCUCUUUAUUAGUGACCAAUUCUAAAAUUUGUGAAAGAAUAGUCUUUAGCCAACUCUCAAAUUAUCUUGAAGAACAUAAUCGACUUACAAGUCAUCAAACUGGCAACAAAUGUAAACAUUCGACUGAAUCAGUUCAUUUGUUGGUAACUGACCAUAUUCUCAAUGCUAUAUCGAUGAAAAGAAAGUCACCGUUCUUGUUUUGCUUGAUUUGAGUAAAGCAUUCGAUAGUAUCGACCACGAUCGUCUCCUUCACAAGUUGCAGAACUGUGAAAUCUCGUCAAAUACACUAGAAUGGUUUCGGAGCUAUCUUACUGGACGAAUGCAAGCUGUUCGGAUUGGCGCUGAAAUAUCGGACUUACCGCUUCCCAUAACGAAAGGAGUUCCACAAGGUAGUAUAUUAAAACCCUUAUUGUUCAAUUUAUUCAUCAAUGAUCUUCCUUGUAUCCCGCUAAACAGUGAAGUGGAAAGUUAUGUAGAUGACUCUAAACUGUUUUAA
Paramuricea clavata is the source of this 1328-nucleotide messenger RNA. The record is from the annotation of a GenBank genome assembly. NCBI's taxonomy places the organism in Eukaryota, Metazoa, Cnidaria, Anthozoa, Malacalcyonacea, Plexauridae.